GCGCUGACGUUCCUCCUCACGUCCUCACGAGCCGGAAACAAAACAUCUGUGUCAUGUGACUCCGGCUGGGCUCUUGGAAAGGGGAAAGCAGCAAACUUUAGCUGACUGGAAGAGGAUUCAAACAGGUUGAGGACCGUUUUGUGCCACGACGAGGAGACACUGGCCACCAUGGCUGAUGAUUUGAAGAGAUAUCUCUACAAGCAGUUGCCCAGUGUUGAAGGUCUUCAUGCUAUUGUGGUGACUGACAGGGAUGGUGUCCCAGUUAUCAAAGUUGCCAAUGACAACGCUCCAGUCCACGCUCUGAGACCUGGGUUCCUGUCCACCUUUGCUCUGGCCACAGACCAGGGCAGCAAGCUGGGCCUCUCCAAAAACAAGAGUAUCAUCUGCUACUACAACACAUACCAGAUUGUGCAGUUCAACCGGUUACCACUGGUUAUCAGUUUUAUUGCCAGCAGCAACGCCAACACAGGUUUGAUCAUCAGUCUGGAGAAAGAGUUGGUGCCGCUGAUAGAGGAGCUGAGGCAGGUGGUGGAAGUGGCGUAAGCCUCCAGACACAGAUUCUCCUUCAAAUCUCUCCUUGUUUUCUGAAGCUGCAUCCACAUGAGCUGGAAAAGACCCUCUGAACACCCGGGCAGUUAAAAACAACAGCCUGGCCCUGUGCUCACAUUCAGACCUCUGUCUGCAGCCAUGAACAUGGCAUGGCGCAAGUGUUUUGUAGCCUUUGGUUGCCUCUGAUCAGCCUUUUCACAUUUGAAGCUACACAGAGGUAACACCAGAAAAUUUGCAAAAAUAGCAAAAAAAAAAAAAAAAAAAAAAGUCAUGAAAAGAAUUUAUAUGUAUCAUAAUUACUAAUUUAAAAUUAAAUCACAAGAAAAAUGCCAUAAAAUUAUUCCCCAGAAAUUAAAAAUCAAAUGAAAUAAAUUGGGUGCUAUGGCAUUCUUAGAGUUAUGAUUGACAAUGACUUAUUUGUUUAGAAUUGUCCAUUUCUUGUUUUUAUUUGAAAUGAAUACAUCACGUUCCUACACUUGACUAAGGCAUCUGUGUGUUGGAGAAAUCUGGAUUCAAACCAUCAGUUAGUUACUAUUUAAAAGCUAAAGGGAUUUUUUUUUUUUUUUUUUUUU
Myripristis murdjan (pinecone soldierfish) is the source of this 1121-nucleotide messenger RNA. It is a transcript of the gene lamtor3, whose product is annotated as late endosomal/lysosomal adaptor, MAPK and MTOR activator 3. The record is from RefSeq and is a predicted model, not a curated record. Bases 169 to 543 code for a protein of 124 amino acids. The transcript is spliced from 7 exons. Lineage: Eukaryota; Metazoa; Chordata; Actinopteri; Holocentriformes; Holocentridae. Gene Ontology annotation, biological process: cellular response to amino acid stimulus; positive regulation of TOR signaling. Gene Ontology annotation, cellular component: Ragulator complex.